This is a messenger RNA of Dacryopinax primogenitus, 2801 nucleotides long. RefSeq names its product cysteine proteinase. The transcript has 6 exons. The record is from RefSeq and is a predicted model, not a curated record. Gene Ontology annotation, molecular function: cysteine-type endopeptidase activity; cysteine-type deubiquitinase activity. Bases 141 to 2738 code for a protein of 865 amino acids. Gene Ontology annotation, biological process: protein deubiquitination. Lineage: Eukaryota; Fungi; Basidiomycota; Dacrymycetes; Dacrymycetales; Dacrymycetaceae. Gene Ontology annotation, cellular component: cytosol; nucleus.
ACAAGGACGACAACAGUGACCAACGUCAACAAACAAAACGGUGCGUUUAUAGCCUUUGUGAACACCACGCUGGCGAGAAAGAAGAAGCGGCGACAUCAUUUGUCAUUCGAGUCGCCCAAAACUCGCACAAGAUCAGCACGAUGCAUCCAGCAGGCCCCUCAUCGUCGCCCCCGCGACCGUACGCAAUGCCGCCUUACCCACCUCAACAUCCAGGACCAUACCACGACUAUGGUGCAUAUCAGCAACAACAACCUCAGCAACUCCCAAUGUAUCCCCCGCAGUUUAUACCCCCAUACCAGAUGAUGUGGCCACAUCCACCUCCACCUCACGCAUGUCAACAUUUCCCUCCCCAGUAUCCCCAGCUUCCACCACAGCCGCCCCAUGGUCGUCCGUACCAGCCAAGAGGGCAAGGUGGAUACAGGGGCGGAAGGGGUAGAAGACCAAAUGGCGCACAUAUGGGCCCUCCCUUCGUACCCCGUGGCAUGAUGCCAAUGCUAACCAGCCCCGUUGGACCGACUCCCGCCCAACCUCCCAUAUCUGUCGGUGCACUUCCUCCCCCUCCAAUGACGAUGCCCUCCGGACCUGUUGGCGCAUUCUAUCAGCCAAUACCCACACCGCCAUCGCCGCCGGAAUCGCUUCUCCCACCCACACCCCAACCUGAGUCCUCCUCUUCGCCGUCUCCCCAGUCCGGAUCUACGGUGCAUACAACAACCCCGACCUCUCCUAUUUCUGUGCCCGAGAUUGCACCCUCCCCCAAUCGCACCCCAAAAGCCACACCACCUACGAUUGCGAGCGUUCUCCAAGCACUUCCAGAUGCCGGUGUCAUGGUUCAUAUCGCACGUUAUCGGCCAACGGUCGAUACCGCCGGCAUCAUCACCAUCGCGCGGCACUUGACUCAGCGCGAGUCCUUCCCGAAGAUGAUGUUGGAUAACGCCGUCAUUGACAAUACGCCGCGUCCCAAGAUUAGUGCUGCCCUGAAACCCAGACGGCCUGUGCCAACCAGUGUCGUCGUUACCCCUGCCCCGACGACGCCCUCCUCGGUUCAGGUAUCGCUUACCUCUGCUGCGGUGUCUUCCCUCCCUACCACGCCCGGGACAACCACCGUGAAAACUCCUUCAGUCAUUUCCACGUCUUCCGCGCAAGCCCCACCGUCUGUCACGGAAACUCAGCCUACCGUCACGGAAACCCGCGAGGAGACGCCGAAGCCUGCUCCAGCACCUAAACCUAAACCAUCCUCAUGGGCUGGCCUAUUCCGCCCAUCAGGCACCCCGUCCACGGCCGCUACGGCUCCCGCCAUUAAAGGUGCAGGGAUCCAUGCGCAUGAAACGUCAAACGUCCCGACGGUUAUAACCCUCCCUAGCUCUCCGAUAAUAUUCACCCAGGCAGACUCUGUGGUUACCCGGGAAGAACCCGUUAGGCGUCGUCCGGCAGCUAAAGUCGAUUUAGAGCGGCUCGUGGCUGAUGGCACGGGCAUCUUGGACGAGGUUUUGAAGCAAGGCGAAAAUUGGCGCGCAGCGCUUACGGUGCCUAUGGGAUUAUGGAAUACUGGUAAUCUAUGUUUUGCGAACUGUAUUCUACAAACGCUCGUUUACUGCGGACCAUUCUAUGAACUUGUCACGGAGAUUGGUCAGCGGAUAGGUGGUGCCGUCGGCGGACGGACGCCUUUCCUAGACGCUAUGGUUCUCUUCCUCAGGCAAAUCCCCAUUACGACAAGUCCCGAUCCGUGGAAAGCUCGUCUUGAUGAAGUCGACUUCCCUGGCUUGGGCGGACCAGCCAGUGAAGCCGCGAAAAUGGAGGUGAUCAAGCAAAAAGAGUCGCAAGGCAUGGUGCCCGACUAUGUCUAUAAUGGUCUUUCCGACUAUCCGAAAUCCAAGCAGAUCUUGAAGGGCGGGCAGGAAGAUGUGGAUGAAUUCUUCUGCUUCCUUCUUGAUGUGCUCGAGGAAGAGCUCCUCACGGUGCUUAAAAUUUUCAGCGCUAAUCCAACUCCUGCUUCUGCGUCAUCCACCCAGGCCUCAUUCGGGGGCAAGAAACUCACACCAGGCAAGCCCGACGACGAGUUCGAGGUGAGACGUCCAGUCAGCCCUGGCACCGCAGCCCGCGGCGCUGAGGACGGCGAGUGGACCGAAGUCGGCAAGCGGAACAAGAAGGUUGUAUCGCGUUCUAUUCUCGCGGCGGAAACUGCCAUUACCAAGUUGUUCUGCCUCAAGACCCGCACUGUGGAUAGGCGUCCUGGUGCUAAGGAUGCGGUGCUUAUCGAACCCCAGCAAAGGCUGUCUCUCAGUGUUAUCGAUGAGAAGAUUACCAACAUUGAGCAGGCUUUGCAUGCAUUUGCGUCCGUCGAAACCAUGGAAGGAACUAACCUUAGCCGUCAAGUCAUGCUGGAUACUCUACCACCAGUCCUUGUCCUCCAAUUACAGCGUUGGGGACCUAGACGGAACGGCAGAUGGGAGAAGACUGAGAAAGAAAUCGCCAUCACUCAAAUCCUUGAGAUUCCCAAUGAGGCACUAAGUCCUGCGCGUCGGAGCGCAAUUUUACCCAAGUACCGGCUCUUUGCAGUCUUGUAUCACGAUGGUCUCUCUGCACAGCAAGGCCAUUAUACGCUGGACGUUUUGCGUCAGGACUGCUCCGAGUGGAUCCACUAUGACAACGAACAAAUAUCUCUGGCGUCACCGCCAGGGGAGGAGAAGCUGCGUGAUGGUAGGGUCGCAUAUAUGCUCUACUACCUCCGCAUCGUGUGAUCAGUUUACAUAUCAUUUUGCCAUGGACGUUGAGUCCACACUGUUGUACGUGUAUCGAUACCC